CAGCAACUAAAUUGGACAGCAAAUUGCUCCAGGACCCAGGAGAGUUUUUCGAUGGUCAUUAUCCUUCUCGGUUUCUCCUAUAUUAUUCUUAUUUGCUGAUUUGAACUGACCCUGUAUCACCCGUCCCGAGCAAUAACAAUGAUCCCUCUGAGACACCCUGGCUGCCAUUCGCCGUGAGAUGACCUUACAUUUCUUGUUGCAGGGGCUUCAAGAUCGCUCCUGUUAUAUGAGAAGCAUAUUCUGAAAUUAUCUGCGAUUAAACCACCAUGCGUCCGUCCUCCGACUAUCUAAACCCUCACGACCACGCCAGCAUCGCCGGCGAUUCUGGCUCGGACGACGACCUUGACUUGGAGGAGCUAGAUCCAAGCACGACGACAGCCCAUCGAUCCCCACAAGCCUCCAGAGAUGAUGCUACGAGACAAAGAGGAUACGGGCCAGGAAUUGCACUGAGGAAUUUGCGGGUGGGCGUGGGAAAUAAGAUGUGGAAACGGAGUGGCUCUGGCCUACACCGCAGCAACUCGGAUGAAGACACAAAUGGUCUGCUUGAAGAUCAAGACGAAGAUGGGCUGCGACAGUCACGACCGGACUCUGGGAACUUCGCCGAUGAUGAUGCGCCUCUGCUUCACGACCGCAGACGCAGUUCGGCUAAGGACGCAGAGCCAGUGACAAAGAGGGGCUCUCGACUACGAUUUCCUAGCUUCAAAGUCAACAAUUUUUUUUCUGGCGCAUCGAGUCGUCUGGCGAAAAAUAACAAUGAGACGAAGCCUCCGCGCGAUGUGCUCGUGGGCCAAUCCCAGCGAUCUAAAUAUCCACCAAACAUUGUUUCGAACGCGAAAUAUACACCUUGGAGUUUCCUCCCGCGAACGCUGUACAACGAAUUUUCCUUUUUCUUCAACAUUUAUUUUCUUCUUGUCGCCCUUUCGCAAAUCAUUCCCGUUCUACGAAUAGGUUACAUGUCGUCUUAUAUAGCGCCUUUGGCGUUCGUCGUUUCGAUUUCUCUAGGGAAAGAGGCUUUAGAUGAUAUCGCCCGCCGGAGGAGGGAUGCAGAAGCAAAUGCGGAGGAGUAUUCGGUCCUGUUUCUCGACAGACCCACGAAUAGUGGGGCCUCGCCCGUUGAUUCUAACUCCGGUGAUGUUUUAGAAAUGACCAAGAGGUCCCGGGAUCUCAAGGUUGGUGAUGUUUUGAAGGUUCGCAAGAACCAGCGUCUACCUGCAGAUGUUAUCAUUCUGAAAAGUAUCUCCAACGACUCGGUCACUCGCAAAGAUUCUGUAGCAGCGGAGACUUCUGCAGAUCUUAUCGAUUCGACCCAAGGAUCCCCGUCCAACGCAGAGCCUAGUUCGAGUGCUACCCCAGAGCAAGACGCUUCCUCUGCUAGUGAUACAUUUAUAAGAACUGAUCAGUUGGACGGUGAAACUGAUUGGAAAUUACGCCUUCCUUCCGUCUUAUCCCAAAAUCUACCACUCAGCGAAUUGACCAGGCUCAAGGUUUCCGCUAGUGCCCCAGAUCAGAGGGUUAACGAGUUUGUCGGUGCUAUCGAAUUAGGGCGGCCUUCGGGGUACUACGACCCUCACCUUGACAAGUCUCGUACCGGGGAUGUUGAAGAUGAUGACGAUUCCGCCAACUCGGCGCCGUUGACGAUUGACAAUACUGCAUGGGCCAACACUGUCCUCGCGUCGAACACUAUCACAUAUGCCGUCAUCAUUUAUACUGGUUCACAGACCCGCGCCGCUCUCUCGACAUCGCCGUCAAGGUCAAAGGUGGGCCUGUUGGAGUACGAAAUCAACAACCUUACCAAAAUUUUAUGUGCUUUGACCCUUACCUUGUCGGUUAUCCUAGUGGCAUUGGAAGGGUUUCAACCGACUAACGAUAAGGUGUGGUAUGUUGCAAUUAUGAUAUAUCUCAUCCUGUUCUCUACAAUCAUUCCUAUGAGCCUGCGUGUCAAUUUGGAUAUGGCAAAAUCUGUAUAUGGUCGCUUCAUCGAGCGGGACCAGGAUAUUCCUGGUACUGUGGUUCGGACAAGUACAAUUCCUGAGGAUCUUGGCAGAAUUGAAUACCUUCUUUCUGACAAGACAGGAACUCUAACUCAGAACGAAAUGGAAUUGAAAAAGAUUCAUGUUGGAACUGUUUCGUACGCCAAUGACGCCAUGGAAGAAGUGGCAUCAUAUAUUCGACAGAGUUUUGCUGGUACCUCACUGACAACACCGUCCGCCGUUUUUGGAGCUCAGUCAGGCCUUGCAACAGCGCCUCGUACACGACGAGAGAUUGGUUCACGUGUUAGGGACAUAAUCUUAGCUCUUGCACUUUGCCACAACGUCACUCCGACAACAGAUGAAGAAGAUGGUCAGAAGGUAACAAGCUACCAAGCUUCAUCGCCGGACGAAAUUGCCAUUGUUCGAUACACUGAAGAUGUCGGAUUGAAACUGUCGUAUCGCGAUCGACAAUCCAUUGUUCUUGAAUCUACCGACACAGGGAAUGUGGUCGUACGUGUUCGCAUCCUCGAUAUCUUUCCAUUCACAUCGGAUAGCAAACGUAUGGGCAUCAUUGUUCAGUUUGAACCUGGCGAAGAUAUGCUAGACUCAUCGAAGGACGACAAUGAAAUUUGGUUCUACCAAAAGGGUGCAGACACCGUUAUGUCUUCAAUCGUUGCGGCGAAUGACUGGCUCGAUGAGGAGACUGCUAACAUGGCUCGUGAGGGCCUGCGUACCCUGGUUGUGGGCAGAAAACGCCUUUCCCAGCAGCAAUACCAGCAGUUCACUGCUAAGUAUAAGCAGGCAUCGCUUUCUCUUCAAGGACGAGAUGUGGGCAUGGCCAAGGUUGUCAGCGAAUAUCUUGAGCGUGACUUGGAAUUACUCGGAGUGACUGGUGUUGAAGAUCGCCUUCAGAGGGAUGUCAAGCCAUCACUUGAACUUCUCCGCAACGCUGGGGUAAAGAUUUGGAUGUUGACUGGAGACAAGGUCGAGACAGCCCGGUGUGUGGCCAUUUCCGCAAAAUUGGUUGCGAGAGGCCAGUAUAUCCAUACAGUGGCCAAAGUCAACGACAAGUCCAGCGCCCAAGAGGCUCUAGAUUUUCUGCGCAACAAAACCGACUGCUGUCUGCUCAUUGAUGGCGAGUCACUCUCGUUGAUGCUCGGCCAGUUCCGGUCAUCAUUCAUCUCAGUCGCCGUCCUUCUGCCUGCCGUUAUUGCCUGCCGAUGCUCCCCAACACAGAAAGCCGAGGUCGCAGAUCUGAUUCGUCAAUACACCAAGAAACGAGUCUGUUGCAUUGGUGAUGGUGGUAAUGAUGUGUCCAUGAUCCAGGCAGCAGAUGUUGGAAUUGGUAUCGUGGGCAAGGAAGGUCGACAGGCCUCAUUGGCAGCCGAUUUCAGUAUCACCCAGUUCCACCAUCUCACCAAGCUACUCGUCUGGCACGGCCGUAAUUCAUACAAGAGAUCCGCCAAACUGGCACAGUUCAUCAUGCACCGUGGACUUAUCAUCAGUGCCUGUCAGACCAUGUACAGCAUUGCCAGCCACUUCGACCCCAAGGGUCUCUUCAUCAACUGGCUCAUGGUCGGCUACGCCACGGUCUACACCAACGCCCCAGUCUUCUCGCUCGUCUUCGACCGCGAUGUCGACGAACACCUCGCCAACCUCUACCCCGAACUAUACAAGGAGCUGAAAUCCGGCCGCAGCCUAAGCUACCGGUCAUUUUUCAUCUGGGUCCUCAUCUCAGUCUACCAAGGUGCCGUCAUUCAAGGCCUUUCGCAGAUCCUUCUAGAUACCAUCACAGGACCCCAACUCAUCAGUGUCUCCUUCACCUCUCUCGUCCUCAACGAACUUCUCAUGGUCGCCAUCGCCAUCACCACCUGGCACCCCAUCAUGAUCUUCUGUCUCGUCGGCACGGCUCUCCUCUACGCCGCCAGCGUCCCUUUCCUGGCUAGUUACUUCGAUCUAUCAUACGUCAUCACCAUUGACUGGUUGUGGCGUGUGGCCGCUGUCUGUGCCGUCUCCGUUAUACCCGUUUGGGCUGGGAAAUUGAUCAACCAGUCCUGGAACCCACCUAGCUACCGCAAGGUUCGAGGCUGAUCUUAUUUCACCCUUUCCCCUCAUCUCUUUCUCCCCCUAUGUA
Aspergillus wentii DTO 134E9 is the source of this 4104-nucleotide messenger RNA. Its product is annotated as aminophospholipid-translocating P4-type ATPase NEO1. Gene Ontology annotation, cellular component: trans-Golgi network; plasma membrane; endosome. Gene Ontology annotation, molecular function: ATPase-coupled intramembrane lipid carrier activity; ATP hydrolysis activity; magnesium ion binding. The record is from RefSeq and is a predicted model, not a curated record. Lineage: Eukaryota; Fungi; Ascomycota; Eurotiomycetes; Eurotiales; Aspergillaceae. Bases 267 to 4061 code for a protein of 1264 amino acids. The transcript has 2 exons. Gene Ontology annotation, biological process: phospholipid translocation; retrograde vesicle-mediated transport, Golgi to endoplasmic reticulum; endocytosis.